This is a messenger RNA of Salvelinus fontinalis (brook trout), 3860 nucleotides long. Its product is annotated as centrosomal protein of 85 kDa-like. NCBI's taxonomy places the organism in Eukaryota, Metazoa, Chordata, Actinopteri, Salmoniformes, Salmonidae. Bases 186 to 2537 code for a protein of 783 amino acids. The record is from RefSeq and is a predicted model, not a curated record. The transcript is spliced from 13 exons. Gene Ontology annotation, cellular component: centrosome.
UGAAGUUGCUAACAGCUUGUAGUGUUGUUUGAGUCAAAUCAGAGACGGUUAGCUAGCUAAACUCUAGAACAGCAGCUGGCAAAGGAGAAAGAUUUAUUGAGAGCGACCGAAAUUACACAUGUGCUAAUCUCGGCACACUCAAGGAGUUAAUUUUCAAGUAUUGCAGAAAAGCUGGGAUUCCUGACAUGGAGUGGCAGACGCCAGCUGUGUCUGAGAAGUUCCAGAGCCGCUUUGGCCGCCGACCUGGGACAGCGGACAGUGGGGACACGGGGCUAGGCGUCACCCCAUCUGACAGCACAGAAGAUUUCUGCAGUUCCAGCAGCAGCCCCUCGUUCCAGCCCAUCCGCAGUCAGAUUCCCAUCCCCACUGCCCAUGUCAUGCCUUCCACGGCCGGACCACCGGCCUCCAAGCCCCAGCCCUGUUCCCAAGAAGAUUGCCAGGCUUCUGCCGAGGCACACAGGCCCUCCUCGGGCUCCCGAACCUCCAGUGGAACCUCCAGCUCAAAGUCGUCCUCCCUCUCCAAAUCAGCCUCUUCCCCCAACCUGGACAUGGCACAAGACGGCAUGGGGGGAGCCGACCCCGCCGGGCCCAAGCCAGACUGCUUGAGCCGCUACCGCAGCCUCGUGAACGGACUAGACCACUCUUUGUUCCCCUCGGGGGACCACUCUUGCAUGGAAGAGGGCCAGAGGUUUGACAUGCCCGCCAUGGAGCCCACAAUGAACCAAUCUGCCCUGCUGGCGGGCUACUGCCCCGACGUCCGACUCAGGCUCCAGAUGACCAGCCUGGGGGCGACUCCCGAGUGCAGCGGAGAAGCCUACAGGGGCGCCAUGGAGCACUCGUACAAGGCUCUCCCAGAGACAAGGCCAGGGGUCCCCGGAGCUCCAGACCCCUACAGCCAGAGGAGCAGCCAGCCCGGUGGAACUGUGGCUGGGUCAGCAGGUGUGUACCCCAGCUCUCUGUAUCUGCAGACCCAGGCUCUGUUGAGAGAGGCCAAGGCCUAUGAACCCAUGCUGCAGGAGAGAUGCAGCGAGCUGCUCAGUUGGCAGCAGCAACAGCAGCACAAGCAGCAGCUGGAGAGUCUCCGGGUGCAAGUGGAGCAGAUGCAGAUGAUUACUGCUGGAGUGGGCCAGUACCCUGCUCUCUACUCCACCCCCUCCAUGCCACCAGAGACCAGGAAGUGGGAGGCGGCGAUCAAAGCCAACGAGAGCAUUCUGAAGGAGAAGGAGCUCGUCAUCGAGAGACAGAAGCAGCAGAUGUCUCAGCUGGAGCAGCGGCUGCGAGAGAGCGAGCUGCAGGUCCACGGAGCCCUGCUCGGCCGCGGCGCUCCGUACGGCGACGUGUGUCUGCUCCGACUGCAGGAGGCUCAGAGGGAGAAUGCCUUCCUGCGGGCCCAGUUUGCAGAGCGCGGUGACUGCGCCGCCCAGGAGAAGGCGGAGGCGGAGCGCCGCCUCGGUGCCGUGGAGGCGGAGACGCGGCGCCUGAACGAGGCGCUGAGGGAGACCAGCGAGCGGCACGCCGAGGAGCUGAAGAAGCAGGAGGAGAGGAUUCGCAGCCGGGACAAGCACAUCAACAGCCUGAAGAAGAAGUGCCAGAAGGAGGCAGAGCAAAACCGAGAGAAGCAGCAGCGCAUCGAGACUCUGGAGCGCUACCUCGCUGACCUGCCCACUAUGGAGGACUACCAGGGCCAGAGCAAACAGCUGUCGGAGGCGGAGCAGCGGGCGUCCCAGCUGCAGGGCCGAGUCAGAGAGCUGGAGGUGUGUCUGGAGGAGGGUCGCUCACACACCCGGGAGAAGGACUCCCAGCUGGAGGAGCAGAGACGCAGGGAGAGGGAGCUGCUUACCACUGUCACCAGUUUACAAGAGCGGGUGCAGGAGGGCCUGGAGGACGGGGCAAGGUUACCCUCCCUGGAUGUGGAAAUACUCAGAGGGGAGAACAGCAGCCUGAGAGAGGAACAGCAGAGACUUAAAAAGGUCCUAGAGAAGCAGCUGAGAGUGAUGGAGAAACUGGGCGCCCAGAUCGUAACCCUGGAGGAGCAGCUGUCUCAGGAGGAGAGCAGCUCCCAUGCGAUGAGAGAGGAGGUUUGUUCUAAAGAGCAGGGUUUGCUCCAGCUCCGCACAGCCAUGAAGGAGCUGUCGGCCCAGAACCAGGAACUAAUGGAGCAGAACCUGACCCUCCAUGAGCGUCUGGAGGACUCGGAGAGGGUGAACCUGGACCGGACGUCGUCCUCGCUGCGGCCGGCCGGGGCCCGCCUCACCCAGCGUCUCCACGGGGAGAUGGCCUCGUGCCUCUGUGACCUGCGCUCCCUCUGCAACGUGCUGACCCAGCGGUCACAGGGCCGAGACCCCAACCUCUCGCUGCUGCUUGGCAUUACAUCUCCCCCGCCCAUGGCAGAGCAGGUGGAGGAUUGGCUGAGUCCUGAGGUCCUCCAGAGGAAGUUGACUGAAGCCCAGCAGCUGCGUCGUGACGUGGAGGAGCUCCGCACCACCGUCUCAGACCGCUACGCCCAGGACAUGGGAGAGAACUGCAUCACCCAGUAGCCCCAGCUGCUAGCCUGUCUCUAAAACAGACUGAACCAUCAGGCUAAUUGGUUAAGGGUUCCAUGUUGGCCUUGCUUCUUCCAUACUCCAUUGAGUAUGAACUGGAAUCUCAUGUUGGCCCAUUGGGGAUGGAAUCCUUGAUCAGGUCAUGCAUUUCAGUCAAAGGGCUUAUGGUGAAAGAACUGUUCUCAAACCAGUGUGUGUUUUUUUUGUUUUUAUAAGUGUUUUACUGAUACAUUUGUGUCUUUGUGAUGUCAGAGGCCCUCCCCUCUUUUUAUGACACACAUGGAUGGGGUUGUGUUGUCUUUUUAAAUCUAACACUAUUUUAUUAUUUAAAUCUUCCCUCUGGGGAAGUAAUGUUGGAUGUGGUUGACAAUCAACUGAAAAUAUUUAAAUCUGUUUUUGAGUGAUUCAACAGGGAAUGUUACUAACCCAGUUUUUUUUUUUUUUUUUAAUGGCAUAUUUGUAGCAUUGGACUCGGGCGUGUGGGUGGCUUUUAACAGUGGUAGGGCUAAUACUGAAAUGAUAUUCUGUCAGCAUUAUAACUGAGAUAUUGUUCAGAGACAUCUGUCCCGUCUGUAGAUUAUUAUUUGUAUGUGAGCAGAUAUUUCUCUCAGGUAGUGGGCUUGCUUUGAUGUCCAAUCGUGCCUGUCUGUGUUUUUGCUGUCGUCACCAUGCAAGCCAAUACACUCCCAGGCAAAUUUGCUAGUGGCUUUCUUGCUCUCAACUUGACUUAUUUUGGUGUUUCAGCCGACCGAUCAACUCAAUACAUUCCAUUCCUCGAAGAAGAUAUCUGUCACUGCUAGUUAUGGGGGAAGCCAUUUUACACACUCCUUUUAACAGUGUUUGUACAGACCCUUACCAACAAACCAGACCACAGUCUUGCAGAGCAACAUACUGUAACCUAACAGGUGAGUCCCUGUGCCUACUUUGUCCUUAUACACUGUUCACUUUGGUGCCCGUAUCUGUACUAGCAAAAUGCUAUCUAAUAGCAAGAAAUGAUUGGUUUCAAAUGAAUAACUUUAACUAAUGGAUGUCAGUAUUUUGUCAUUAAAAAAAUGUGCGACAUGACUGAGCACUAACUUUAUUCUAGUUUGUUUCAGUGGUCGAAGAGCAAAAAGAGUUCAUUUAUUGAUGGAAUGUCACGUCAAAUGCUUUCCUUCAGUUGACGAACAUCAUGACACUAAGUUGGGACAGACUUGUCUAGAUGAGACGGAGUUCUCAUUUGAACUUUAACCAAGUUAGACAAUUUGCCUUAUGUCAUAUUUUUAUAUUGAAUUUAUCCUUAAUUGUAUUUACUGAAAUAAAGUUUGUUUUCAAUAA